Messenger RNA from Sorex araneus (European shrew), 945 nucleotides. Its product is annotated as olfactory receptor 5G3-like. The record is from RefSeq and is a predicted model, not a curated record. Bases 1 to 945 code for a protein of 314 amino acids. The transcript has a single exon. Gene Ontology annotation, biological process: G protein-coupled receptor signaling pathway; sensory perception of smell. NCBI's taxonomy places the organism in Eukaryota, Metazoa, Chordata, Mammalia, Eulipotyphla, Soricidae. Gene Ontology annotation, molecular function: odorant binding; G protein-coupled receptor activity; olfactory receptor activity. Gene Ontology annotation, cellular component: membrane.
AUGGAAGAUAAGAAUCUGACAGCGGUGACCGAAUUUCUCUUUUUGGGUCUCACAGAUCAGCUCCAGCAGCAAAUUGUCCUCUUUCUCAUGUUUCUCUUUAUCUAUCUUGUCACCCUCUGGGGUAAUUUGGGGAUGAUCACCCUCAUAUGGACCAAUCCCAGACUCCACACUCCUAUGUACUUUUUUCUUAGCCACUUGUCUUUUGUAGAUAUCUGUAUGUCUUCUUCCAUUGCCCCCAAGAUGCUGUGUGAUGUCUUUGAGGAGAAAAAGAGCAUUUCUUUCAUGGGAUGUGCAGCACAGUUGUGGUUCUUUGGUCUCUUUGUGGCAACUGAGUGUUUCCUUUUGGCUUCCAUGGCCUAUGAUCGGUAUAUGGCCAUCUGCAAGCCCUUGCUGUAUUCGCUCAUGAUGUCUCAGAGGGUCUGUGUGCAGCUAGUGGUAGGACCCUAUAUCAUGGCUUUUAUAAGUACCACAACUCACACAGUUCUAGCUUUUGGCUUGCCCUUUUGUGGUCCAAAUAUUAUCAAUCACUUUUUCUGUGAUAUUUCACCAUUGCUUUCCCUAGCAUGUGCAGAUACCUGGGUCAAUAAGUUGGUGCUCUUCGUCUUGGCUGGAUCUAUAGGUGUACUUAGUGGCCUGAUUAUCACGUUGUCCUAUAUUUGCAUUCUAAUGGCCAUCCUGAGGAUACAGACAGCCGAUGGGAGACGCAAAGCUUUCUCCACGUGUUCGUCUCACCUGGCAGUUGUCUCCAUACUCUAUGGAACUCUUUUCUUUAUCUAUGUACGUCCUGGUUCAACUUCCUCUGUGGAUAUCAAUAAAGUGAUUUCUCUGUUUUAUACCGUGGUGAUCCCCAUGUUGAACCCCCUCAUUUACAGUUUGAGGAACAAGGAAGUGAAAGACACAUUCAGGAAGAUGUUUGAAAGGAAAAGUUCUCUAGUAGGUAGAUGA